UUCUCCUGGAGUUGCGCUCCUACUGCCUACUCGAGUGCGUCCUGUACCAAUCCCGGAAAAAGGAGUGGAGUCAUAAUGCACAUUUUAAACCCUUGGUUCUGAGGGGAUCCGAUCGGCGAGGCAAGGGCUUGGUGUUUGGGGACGAUGCCUUUACGCAACCUGCGGAGUCAAAGGGUCAAGGCCGGCUCUUGCUAACCACCGUAGCGCCCAGUCCACAAUGAAUCGGGCCCCUCGAGGCGGGAUAGACUUGAGUUUUCUAAACGAGGAGGAAGCCAAGCAGAUUUUCCAAGUCUUGGAGCGGGACGCGCAGCUGAAGAAGGCAGAAAAAGAGAGGAUCAGUAAACUCGACAAGAAAAAGGAAGAGGCAACAGGGCUUCCAGGAGUGAACGGAGAAUGGUUUGAAGAAAUACAGAAGAGAAAAUUUCAGAAUGACUCGGAUGCUAGCAGAAUGUUCAAACAACCAUUAGCACACAGGCUGAGAAAGGCCAUAGGAAAUGAUUCUACAAAUACAAAGCCUUCAAGUUCCCAGAAGCAUGGAUUGCCUUCCAUCCUGGGAGGGCUGCGAACCCCUUUUGCAUCUCUCUUCUCCUUCAGAAAAUCCAAAAGGCAUCAGCCUCCUAAGCCUCAGCAGAAGUCAGAGGAAUGCAACCCACGAUAUGAUCGCUUUGCUGCAGGUGCCCAUAUGUCAUCCAAACCAGAAGAGAUGGCAAAGACGGAAACACUUGACUCCCCUUUGCCCUCUGAACCAGCGAAAAUGGGCUUUGAGGCAAACCAAGCUGAGAUGUUGGAGGACAGCACAUGCACAUGGAAUGAGCAGCUAGAAAAUGAACUCCUACGAGUUCUAGGUAGUUUGGAUGACCAGUUGGCACGGGAGCAAUCUCAAGAAACGGUGAAUAGGAGGACUCCGAUUCACUAUGACUCCAGAGCAUCAGAACUCAGUCAUUAUCCAACUAUUAGUCCACAUGGUAUCCCUAGAGAAGUACAGAGAAAUGAUCCGAGCAUGUUUUUGUCAGAUGGAACAAGGACACUGAGAGCCAGAGAUAACCACAGAACUUUGUCCAGACCAAGGGUGUUUUAUGAUACAUAUAUGAAAAGGCACCAUACAGCAGACUACACAGCUGGGGAUACAUAUGUCAGAAGGUCUCCAGCCCUUCGGAGAGAAAAUUCUACUCGUUCUCUUGGACAUUCCUCAGAAGGAAGCUUGAAGCUUCAUUCCGGACCAAACACCAGCGGCUUUGGACACAAGAACUUCGCAACAGUUAACAGAAGCUGUUCUUUGUCAUGUCUUGCAAGGGGCCAGUCCCUGGCGUCUGUUGACCAGCUUUCCACAGCUGCCCUGCAUUAUCCUUUGGAAAAUGACAGAGGCUUCACACAAAGGAACUAUCGCCGACACACUAAGCGGACUCCCUUAUCAUCCAUUGUAUGGAAUCAACCACAGUCUUCUGAAAAUUCACCAUAUGCAGAUAGACUUCUUAGAACACAGUCAUUAAUGGAGUUCGGGCCGACAUUUGAAGAUACACUUCCUUGUUCUCCACGGGAGAACACAAGGUAUGAAUUUUACAGAUCGAAAGAGUAUUACAGAAGAGUGGGGCCAAAUAGAACUCAUUCCGUAUUUGCUAACAAACAUGUGGAUCCUCUGUAUUUUGACAAUCAGGAUAAUUAUUUAUUACAUCAGAUGGAAAGGAACAGUUCAAAGUCCUAUUACAGAUAUCCAUCAUUUCAUGGUAGGAUGAACCAGUCCCCCAAAAGCUUUCCUUCUGGAAGAACAGAGGAGCAUUUUUUGGGGUCUGACAGCCACCGGUAUUACAGCGAUGAUGUCUUUGUUACCCCUGAUACUGACUUUGAAAUGAUUCCAAGUAAUCUCAGCAACUGGCCAAAUGUCUGUAUGAAAAAAAGUGGUUCAUGGAUAUGGGAUCAUGACUCCCAAGACCAUAUAUGGGGCGUAGAUCAUCUAGAAGGUUUAAAAAACAGAUUGUUUUCAAAGCAUCCAGAUGGCAUCCAGAGACAUACAGCAUAUGACCUUUAUGUUCCAAAAAGCCAAACAAAACAGGCUGUACAAAAAAAUCUACUCAUUGGAGCUGAUCAGAAUCCCUCAAAGACUGUUCAAACCAACGAAUAUUUCCAAGUACGUGCCUCAGAGGAGGUGAGAAAUCCUGCCCAUAUCCAGUCAGGUAAAAUGGAAGGUGAACCUACUAAAGGAGAGAAAUUAAGACUAGUUUCUAGGCAAAGGGAUACCAGCAGUCCAGCGGAGUCUCAUAUAUCUCCUUCUUUGAAUUCAUCUUCAGCUGCCCUAUCAAGAAAGCCAACUAAAUUGACUUCAAUAAGAAAUAUUGACAAUAUAUAUUUAUCAAAUAUUCACAAAAGAGAAGGACAAAGAAAUCAAGGGGAUUGUUCUAUAAACAGUGAUCUUGAUCAAAUGCAUCCGUCAUAUUUAACUGCUAAGAGUACAAGGGCAAUGAAUCAAAACUCACAACAAGAGAAGCAUCAGUCAGAAAACUUAGGAACUUUUAUACACAACAAGGCAUCUGGGAAUAUUUGUUCAGCUGUUUUCAGCAAAGGCCCUGAAGUAUUUGCACAUGAUGAGUUACCAUAUUCUUGCGCUGAAAGUAUCCACAAGCAUAAUAGAUUUGUUAAACAUGGAACUAGCAACAGUAUUUCUGGUCCUCCCAGUAACAGUCCUCCAAAAUCUCCUACAAAGAACUACACCUUUCCAAGAAAAUCAGCCAGUAUUGAUGGCAGUGUUUUAUCUGAGAAAUCUCUUUCUCAAUUUCACCCUUCCAGGCAAACUCCAUACAGAAAUGAGAAACAUGUAGGAGAUUAUUUAGAAGCACUUGGAUCAAGUAAAAUGGAAAACAUUUAUUCAAAGAAGAGAGAUAAAAUCACCUUAAAUCCAGCUCACUCUUCCUUAAAUCCUUCAUUCAAAGAUUUAACUUGUGAUGGAAUUCCACAAACUAAAGAUAGCCAUUUGCAGUUAACUCAAGAUUCUAAGCAUUCUUUAGAUGGUACUAGUACAGUUGCCAGCAAAUUGGAAAAAGAAGUCUUGUGUGACCCUGACAAAUCUGAAAUGUCAGAGUUUUCUGAGUGUGAGGAAAUGUACAUAAGAAAUCCUUUAAAGCAAUACAAAACAACUAGUACCCUUACAGUUAGCAUAGAGGAAGAUAAUGUAAAAUAUCAAGAGUUGAUUUCAGUUUAUUAUACAUUACCACGGAAACGUUCAAGGACUUUGUGCAACCUCUUCCUAGAUGAUACUAAAAUGGAUGCUGAGUCAUCUUCUCCAACAAAAAAAUCUUCACCCCCUCAAAAGAAAUAUGUUCAUGUUCAUUUAGCAACUGUAGCAUUUCCUUCCAGUUCAGAAAAAGAAAAAUGUGAUUCUCUUGGCAAAAUAUCAAUUGCUUCUGAUAUGCAGCAGAACUCAAAGAUGUCAAGUGAUGCUACUAAGGAAGGUACCCAUAUUCCAGACACCACCGCAGAUAGAGCACCUACUAUUCUGUCACCAAGUAUGGUACAUAACAAAGAUGAAACAGUCACAACAGAAGAAUCAGAAUUUGCAUUUUCCAACAGGAUAGCAUCACUUGGUUUUCUGAGUGACUCCAAAUCCAGCAAAAUUGUGGAUGACUCUCUCUGUGCUGUCACCAACACACUGUGCAAUCAACAUGUUGACAAGGGUCCUUCACCACUGAAUAAGGGGUCAAAAAUUGACACAUCCUCAACCCUCAAGCUAUCUAAUUCCACACAUAACAAAACCACUCCAGGGAAUCUUGUUGCAACUUCUUCUGCAAUGAAUACUCAAAAAGGAAGACCUCUUCUCUUUCCACCAUCAUCUGAGCCAGUGUCAAGCAACAAUUCACAUAUUCCACGUUCAGUUGAUAAUAAUAAGGAAAUAACGCACAUUGCUGAUUCAGAAAUCAGUACCACAGACUGUGCUAAAGAUAGCUUUAGACAAGAUGCUAAGAACAAAGAAAAUGUGCGUUUUCUGUAUCACAGUAUUUCCAGAAAGGCAGAUAAGUUGCAGCUAAAAAAUGAAAGUGUAAGUAGUAGCAGACAAGAAGUAUUAACCUCAGAGACAAAAGUGUGUUCAGAUUUCCAGAAGCAAACUCCACUGGUGGAUGUAGCUUCUACAGUUCAUCCUGAAUUUCAGCUUAAUAAAAGCGCUUCAGAGUACAGAAAAUCUGCACAAGAGGCGAAGCAUCAGAAUUCUGUAAUACAUAAAAUUUGCAAAGCUUCACAAAGAUCUGAGACAUACUCUACAAAUAAUCACAAUCCUAACUCUAAAGAUCAACUCAUAAGUACCACUCAGGGUCUAUCAGAUGAUUCAGCAUCUGAAAAUAAGCAAAGCUCAGAUUGCACUAAAGACAAAACUAGUGAUAUAGAAAAAAGAAAAAAUAGGCCAUCAAUUAAAAACAAACUUGCAGCCAUUUAUAAAACAAGCCGAAAGUUUUCCAGUAAGAAAAGCUUGACUCUGAAACCACACAUAAGUAACAUAGUUUCACAAAACGAUAGCAGCUUUUCAGAAACCAGUAAUUGUCACAGCAUGUUAAUUUCAUCUGAUACUCCCCAGGUGAUUUUGCAAACAGAGAAUGAGAAGCAGAGUCAGAACCCUUUAACUGAUGAAUUUGAAAACACAGCACUUGAACAACCUGAGAAUAAAAAAUCAGUAACUAAUGAAGCCCCUUCAUUGAUCACCAAUGAAAUCAGGAGGCCAUUUGCAAAUUUAUGCAACCAGAAGCAUGAAAUCCCUAGUCUGAGACUAAGUGAUAAAAAAACUGCAGGCAAACAUUCUACCAUUUUGUUUUCUAAAGAAAUUAUGCCCAAGCUAAGUAGUCAUUCUGAAACAUAUGAUAAAGGUUUAGAAAAUAACAAUCCACUCACUUUCUCUAGGAUUACAGAUUCAGAUCUAAAUCAGAAGAAUGAAAGGGACCGCAGUGUUGGUGAGCCUGUAUUUUCCCCACUUUCAUCUGAUAAAAGUUCUAAUAUUCUUACCGCACAUUAUUCCAAGGCAACUGUCUGUCCACCUCAGGAGGUGAUUUCUCCAACAGAAUCUGACCACUAUCAAAAUAUAAAGCGUUCAAGUAGGUUAAGAAAUCCCAGUCUAUCUUGUGAUGAGCCAGUCCUAAAUCCCAGUAAAACAUCACGUGAACGACAUUUUUCAGAGAAUUCCUAUUCAAGUGUUCUCCAUAAUCGCCUGUCCUCUGGAGGCAACACGAUAAACCCUGGUAGUAGGUACAAUCGGAAGUUUAAAUCCCACUCUGAACUCUUGUCCUGUGAUGAAAAUGAGAACUGGGAUGCCUGUGAUGAUAAUAAUAGGACCUUUGGUUCCAGGCGGGUGAUGUAUCCAUCAAUUGAAUUUGGCAUUUUUGGGAAAGAACAGCAACAGAUUUUCUUAGACAACAUAAAGAGAUCGCUUACAGAAGGUCGGUUGUGGAGACCCUAUUUUCUAAGCAAUCCUCGUUCUCUGAGAAGGGAAGAGAGUAUUUCCUUAAGCAGACCAGAGCUGUUGAGCUCAGGUUUUGCUGAAAGAAAAGUGUCGGCAGAAGGUGCGUCACCAAGAGUUCCUUCUGAGGCUCAGGGACAAGACUCUGCAGAUUAUUCUGAUACAAACUCUGAUACCACUACAGAUGAUGAAUACUAUCUAGAUGGGAAUGAUAAAGAAUCUGAACUCUGAGGGGCUGCAAGAUAAGGCGAAGAAAAACUUUAAUUGUUGGGUUGCCAGUUCCUAGGUAGUUUAUAAAACUUGGAGAUUGAAAAUCUUGACUAGAUUCCUACAAAUACCUAUUUGAUCUCCAAUCCUAAAUACUCCUUUGCCAUCAUCACCUCAUAAAUCCAACAAAAAAUUAGAUCGCCUCCACAGAAUCUUUAAAACAAACACAUUCAGUCCCUUGUGAUGGUGAAAAAAAAUGUUCUAAAGAUUCUCAAAUAAGUUUAUUAUCUCUUUCCACCCACCUAUCCACCCUCAUAAUGGCUCCUGCACUGUUUUCAGCUGCAUAACAAGAAACCAGCUGUGAAACUUCUUACCAUGGAGAUCCAGCAAUCACUCAUUAGAAUUUUUCUUUUUUAAAAAAAAUUUGCUGGAUUUAUGCUCAUGAAUGAGACAAGGGGGCCCUACCUUCCCACCUACUCAGUACCAGAUAUCUCACUCUGGAUAUAUAGGUAUCUGGGUCAGUGUUUCAUUUUUCAGAAAUGGCAGCUUUGCACUCAGCAAAGUUUCUACAAUCUAUAUAUACUUGUUCCCUCUUAGUCCGUCAGUCUUGAAUUUUCUUUAUUUGAAACACAUUUGGAGCAUGUGUUGCUCCAAAUCAGGAGGAAAUGGGGGUUAAUGUAUGUAGACUGGAUAUACAUAUGUAUAUUUACUAUGCUAUACUAAUAUGUUUUGUUGUAAUUAAGGAAGCAAAUAUUUAAUAUAUUUACUUGCAGGACAUAAUACAUGCAGCUCAUCUACUCAGUGAAUAUUGUGCACUGAAGCACUCUUUUAUAGCUUAUUUCGUAACAACACAAGCAGGUCAAAAUUAGUUUUCAAUUCCACUGAUACUGGUGUGAGAGCAUUUGCCAUCAAAAUCAGUAGGACUUACCGUAAAAUUGUUGGAUAUUAACCGCUCUGUGCCUUAUUUUUUAACCAGCAGGUAUCAAACAUGUUAAAAUGGUACUUAAAACCUGUUAUACUGAAUACUUCGUUAAAGAAGUGUACAUAAAAGUUGAAUAUUGGUUUAAAUAUUAUCUUGUUGUUUAGCGUAACACUUGAAAUAACUAAUAAGUAAUAUAUUUAUGCUGUUGGUCAAUGCAACUUUAACUAUUCCAAUGGGAUUAAAAGUCAUGCACAUUGGUGAAAAAAGUAUACUGUCUCUGUGUGUGUGUGUGUGUGUGUGUGUGUGUGUGUGUGUGUGUGAGAGAGAGAGAGAGAGAGAGAGAGAGAGAGAGAGAGCUGUUUAACUGUGAAUUAUUUUGGCCCCCCAAAAAGCAUUGUAUAAAAGAAGUGUAGUGAAGUUGUUUGUUGAAAAUUUGUAUAUGUGAUGAGAAAUCCAACACGUUUGGUAACUCUUUCAUGAAAUAAAUGUUUACAGGGACAUGUCAUGGUUCUUUAACUGUAUUUCUCCCUUUGUACUUUACACUGUACAGUAUAUGUGUGCAUUUGUACAUGCAUUGUCUUGUAUUUUGUAAUUAUUUGCUUCAUUUCAUAUUAAAUUUGAAGGAAAUUCUG
This is a messenger RNA of Pogona vitticeps (central bearded dragon), 7192 nucleotides long. RefSeq names its product exophilin 5 (gene EXPH5). Gene Ontology annotation, molecular function: small GTPase binding. NCBI's taxonomy places the organism in Eukaryota, Metazoa, Chordata, Lepidosauria, Squamata, Agamidae. Gene Ontology annotation, biological process: intracellular protein transport. The record is from RefSeq and is a predicted model, not a curated record.